Messenger RNA from Phragmites australis (common reed), 2708 nucleotides. Its product is annotated as auxin response factor 8-like. Gene Ontology annotation, cellular component: nucleus. NCBI's taxonomy places the organism in Eukaryota, Viridiplantae, Streptophyta, Magnoliopsida, Poales, Poaceae. Gene Ontology annotation, molecular function: protein binding; DNA binding. Gene Ontology annotation, biological process: regulation of DNA-templated transcription; response to hormone. Bases 291 to 2390 code for a protein of 699 amino acids. The transcript is spliced from 3 exons. The record is from RefSeq and is a predicted model, not a curated record.
ACCCCUGUACCCAACGUUCACCGCCGCACACCAUCGUGGCGCCCCGUCUCCGUCUCCCGCUCGUCGAACGGGCACUUAUAAGUCGGAACGGGCUAGGUUUACUAUUGCUCGUUACCGUGAGAACGGCACCUCCCUAGCUCAGAGCGCGCACUGCGCACACGACAUUCACCCCCCCCCCCCCUCGUCUUCGUCUCCUCCACCUCCGUUUCCCACUCACACCACACCAAGAACACACGUCGCCGCGGUUCGCUCGACUCAACUGUGCCUGCCGUCGCGCUGGUGCGUUCCCGAUGAUCACGUUCGCAGACCUGACGGAGCCGGCCGCGGCCGGCGCCGAGCGGUGCGUGGACCGGCAGCUGUGGCUGGCGUGCGCGGGCGGCGUGUGCACCGUGCCGCCCGUCGGCGCCAGCGUCUUCUACUUCCCGCAGGGCCACGCCGAGCACGCGCUCGGCCUCGCCGGGGCGGCUAACCUCUCCGCGGCGCGCGUCCCGGCGCUCGUGCCCUGCCGCGUCGCCGCCGUGCGGUACAUGGCCGACCCGGACACCGACGAGGUCUUCGCCAGGAUCCGACUAGUCCCGCUCCGCGCCGGGGAUGCGGACGCAGGCCCUGAGGACGAUGCUGCGGCGGCGGCCGCCGACGAGCAGGAGAAGCGGGCGUCGUUCGCCAAGACGCUGACGCAGUCCGACGCCAACAACGGCGGCGGGUUCUCGGUGCCGAGGUACUGCGCGGAGACCAUCUUCCCGCGGCUCGACUACGCCGCCGAUCCGCCCGUGCAGAACGUUGUCGCCAAGGACGUGCACGGGGCCGCGUGGAAGUUCCGGCACAUCUACCGGGGCACGCCGCGCCGGCACCUGCUCACCACGGGGUGGAGCACGUUCGUGAACCAGAAGAAGCUCGUCGCGGGCGACUCCAUCGUGUUCCUCCGCGGUGACGUCGGGGACCUGCACGUCGGCAUCCGGCGCGCCAAGCGUGGGUUCUACGGCGCCGGCGGAGGCGGAGGCAAGGAGGUCCCGAUGACCGGGUGGGACCAGUACGCGGGCCUGAUGCGAGGCAAUGUGAGCCCGUGCGGGGCCGCCAGGGCGCAGGGCAAGGUGUGGCACGAGGACGUGGCGGAAGCGGCGAGGCUGGCGGCCGCCGGGCAGCCGUUCGAGGUGGUGUACUACCCUCGCGCGAGCACGCCGGAGUUCUGCGUGCGCGCUGCGGCGGUCCGCGCAGCGAUGCGGGUGCAAUGGUCCCCCGGGAUGCGGUUCAAGAUGGUGUUCGAGACCGAGGAUUCCUCCCGGAUCAGCUGGUUCAUGGGCACCGUCGCCGGCGUCCAGGUCGCGGACCCCAUCCGUUGGCCGCAAUCGCCUUGGCGACUUCUUCAGGUGACCUGGGACGAGCCGGACCUCCUGCAGAACGUGAAGCGGGUGAGUCCGUGGCUGAUCGAGCUAGUGUCGAGCAUGCCGGCCAUCCACCUCGCCUCCUUCUCGCCUCCGCGCAAGAAGCCUCGGAUCCCGGCGUACCCGGAGUUCUUCCCCUUCGAGGGGCAGCUCCUCAACCCGGCGUUCCCCCCAAGCCCACUGGCACACGGCCACCACGACCACCAUUACCUUCACACCUACCCAUCGUUCUUCCCAUUCCCGGACGGCAGUGCUCCUGCAGCCAUACAGGGAGCCAGGCAUGCGCAAUUUGUUCCAUCUUUAUCAGAUCUCCACCUUACCCACCUGCAGUCGAGCCUGCUGUACCCCGGGCUCCGCCGUCCCGAUCAUGUCGGUCCGAAGACUCCUAUCCCGCCAAGAAUCAACACUGACCUGACCAUCGGCGGCGCGCCGGCGCGCGACGACGUGUCGUGCGCUCUUUCCAUUAGCGCCACUAAGAAGCCAGACGCCGUCAAGCCGGCGGGGCUAGUUCUGUUCGGACAGACCAUACUAACCGAGCAGCAGAUGAGCCUCAGCAGCUCCGGCUGCGCCACAUCCCCGGAGGCAACCGGGAACAGCUCGCUCAACUGGAACGCCGAGAAAGGAGCCAAUGUCUCGGAGGGCUCGGGCUCCGGCGUCAUCCAGAACAGCCCGACCAACAAAGCGUCGUCGGAGAGGCUGCAGUGGUUCAGGGACAGCAGCCAGAUCACCGAGCUCAGCUUGGAGCCCGGGCAAUGCAAGGUGUUCAUCGAGUCGGACACGGUCGGCCGGAACCUCGACCUUUCAGCUCUGAGCUCGUUCGACGAGCUCUACGGCCGCCUGUCCGAGAUGUUCUGCAUCGAGAGCGCAGAGCUGAGGAGCCGCGUGCUCUACCGCGGCGCCACCGGUGAAGUGAAACACGCCGGCGACGAGCCCUUCAGCGAUUUCGUCAAGUCGGCACGGAGGUUUACGAUAUUAACCGAUGCUGGGAGCGACAACUUAGGAAGCUAAGUGGGGAACAAUAAGCCAAUCAAUCGAGAGUUGCCAACUGCGAGCAUUGAGUUCUUAGUAGUUAGUAUUUCUUGUUGUAUAGCUGAACGUGGGCUAUGUUUUGUUCUACUCCUUUCCAACUCUGAAGAGGUUUCAUCGUGGCAGCUCGUAAGCAAUGCCACAAUCAUUACACAGUUCUCCUUCUCCCCAUGUAUCCCAAGUUCCCAACAAGUGUAAAACUUGUGGGGGGGGGGGGUUAUCCUACUGCUAUCUUGUUCAUCUCUGUAUCCUUCGUCAUUCAGACGCACUCCUUGAUUCGCGUGUACGUACGUAUGCAAA